Messenger RNA from Sarcophilus harrisii (Tasmanian devil), 9446 nucleotides. RefSeq names its product pleckstrin homology domain containing A6 (gene PLEKHA6). NCBI's taxonomy places the organism in Eukaryota, Metazoa, Chordata, Mammalia, Dasyuromorphia, Dasyuridae. The transcript is spliced from 27 exons. The coding region runs from base 2048 to 5809 and encodes 1253 amino acids. The record is from RefSeq and is a predicted model, not a curated record.
UGAUAUCAAUUAAUAUUGCUGUUAAUUAUGAAUUCCCAUACACAAAAGUAAUAAAACAUAGUAACAUUAUACUCAAUAAACUCAAUCCAGAAACUACUAGGUUAAGGACUCCCUGUUUGACAAAAAUUGUUAGGAUAACUGGGAAGAAGUAGGGCAGAAAUUAGGUUUAGUUCAACAUCUCACAUAAAACAUAUAUAUAACACUAUUUCGUCUCAGAAGAGAGAGUUAUAACAUGAUGUAAAGCCAUUAUAAAAUGUUUAUAUAAAUCAGUUAUAAAAUAUAAAACCCCUGCCCCAGUCUCCCAACAAUAGGAUGAAUUAACUGCUCGAUAGAGUUAUUUAACAGGGUAUAAUUUAAAUGCUUUUGAAGGUUGAGCUCAUUUGAAAUCAGGCUACCUCGUUCCCUGGACAGGGAGAAAUCAGGCAUUUUGCUGCCUUGGUUAUGAAGUUCUCUGAACCAACUUCUAUCUUCAAAGAAUAAUAUUAGCGACUCCCCCUUGAUGUUUGCUAUGUCAUCACAGAUUUUACCUUGACAGCUGUCCGUGAUGUCAAUAGAAUGUUUGAUGCUGUUGGGAAAAAAAAAAACAAAACAAAACCGAAACCAGCAGGAGCUACUGUGGCCCAUCACCCCCAAGGAGCGGGAUGAGCUGACAUUGAGUCAAUAUGGAUUUAAAUUGGGAAUCAGGAAGAACUUGCUGACAUUAUGAGCCCCAUCUGUGAUCAUGAAGAACCAGUGAGAUACUUGGGAGCAGGGGAGGGGAGUGCUCCGUCCUAUCUGGAGGCAGGGGAAGAGGAUCGAUUUAGAAGGGCUUUUGUCCCAAGGAUCUGGGAAAUAUCAAGAAAAUGAGGUGGAUGUAGAACCAUUAUCGGACUACUGAGAAUUCAGGGGAAUAAAGGACUUUCAUAUGAACUUGCCUGCUUCUAUGUAGAUUUUGAUCACCGGCUGGAAUUUCUCAUCUUGCAUCUGGGAAGAUUUUCAAGAAUAAACACCAGGCCCGUCUCCCUCUCUUCUCCCUUUUGCUCCCCUCUUCCCCUAGAUGCUCCGGGAGGAAGCUUCUUAUCCAUUUUCCUUGAAGCCAGGACCAGGGUUCCCUCCACCAACUCCUAACCUCCACCAUCCCUAUUCCCGGACCGGAAGCCUGCUGGUAUUCCCUCUCAUUAGUUCUAUAAUCAAGUCUUGGGAAGAGCAACCUGGUGUAGUUUCCAAAGGGAACUUGUCAUUGAGGAGAUGAUUACAGCCGCCUCUUCAUUAAUUAAGCCUCUGUUGCCAUAGAAGGGCUGGGCAGACUAAGGGGGGAGACUUAUUCAAUCAAUCCCAUCUCCCUGGGCGGGUGCAGCAACCACAGCAGCAGCAGCAGCAGCAAAUGAACCCAGAGUUCCUUUAACCCCUGUGGCUCCAGGAUCCUCCCAGACAUCAGAAAAGCAUCCCUGGUUUUCCUGCCUAACGGGGUGCCACGAUCCUGGCCAAGGUGGAAGAGGUGGAGAGGACGUCUCUUUCUUGCAGUUAAAGAGCUGGCAUGAGUUUCUGCCAUGCAGGCUAGAAUGCAGCUUCUAUCCCCGCCGCCCUCCUGCCUCUUUCAGUGUCAUUAGCUCAUCGAGGUCCAGCCGCCUGGAAGUUGUACACCUGCUCUGUAUGUGUGUGUGUGUGUGUGUGUGUGUGUGCACUUGUGAGUGUGUGUCUACUUCAGCGUUUUUUCCUUGGGGACCUGAACUGGGAUGAUUAUAUCCUCUUUUCUCUUGGUGUACCUCCUGCAUGUCUCCAACCUUCAGGCAUUUAAGCAGAAUGCUGAAAAAACAGCAGGCCUGGUAGAAUACCCCCUGAGCACCCCUUUUCUCCACCAAGGGAAAGCAUCCCACUCUGUUCCUCAAGAGUUGGGAGCUGGGAAGGUGGGGUCCAUUCAGCAGAAUCCAUGUGGCUCUCCCGUGGCCCUGGAAUGCGACCGUGGACCAGGGCAUGUGGCUGGAGGACUUCCCUCCCAGAGGGCUGUUAGGCUCAGGGGGCCAGUGAAACUAAGAUUGCCGGCUUGGCUACAGAGCUGCUCAGGAAGAUGUUGAAGUUUCGGGCUGACCGGAGAGUCAGCCACAAUGAAAGACGGAACACAUUUCUGCACCCAGUGACGGGCCAGAUCCCCGAAGAAAACAAAAGAUUUGACUUGAGAAAAUCUGCCUCGGACAUGUCCAGUAAAACUGGUGGAAAGCGCUCGACAACCACCUCCAGUGACACAGCCAACAACAACAUGGUGUCUGAGGUCCCCCCAGAGCGGCCCAAUGUCAGGGCACCCCGUACUUCCCGCAAAGCUAUAGCCUUUGGCAAACGUUCCAACUCCAUGAAGCGAAACCCCAAUGCCGCUGUCACAAAGAGUGGCUGGCUCUUCAAACAGGCCAGCUCUGGGGUGAAGCAAUGGAAUAAACGCUGGUUUGUUCUGGUGGACCGAUGCCUCUUCUACUACAAAGAUGAGAAGGAGGAGAGCAUCCUGGGAAGCAUCCCACUCCUGAGCUUCCGGGUGGGAGCCGUGCAGCCCUCGGAUAACAUCAGCCGAAAACAUACCUUUAAGGUGACGGUGUGCUGGGCAGGAGAGCCUAGGGCUGAUCCCACGAACUGCCUCUCCCCGCAGGCUGAGCAUGCUGGGGUCCGCACCUACUUCUUCAGUGCGGAGAGCCCUGAGGAGCAGGAGUCCUGGAUCCAGGCCAUGGGGGAGGCAGCCCGGGUACAGAUUCCCCCAGCUCAGAGGUCAGCCCCUCAAGCUGUUCGACACAGCACCGGGAAGGGGCUGGAUCUCCUGACAGGCACACCUUCGGCCUCCCGCAGCCUUGAGAAGCCCGACUCGGAGAAUAUCCCGCCCAGCAAACACCACCAUCACCACCACCAGCCCCGAAACAGCGUCCCCAAACCGGAGCCAGAGACCAAGACCAGAGGGGAAGGAGAUGGCCGAGGCUGUGAAAAGACAGAGCGGAAGCUGGAGCAACCAGAAAUCAAGAAGGAACCACUGGUGAAAGCCAACGGUGUUCCCGAUGGCCCCGAUCCGGCACUGGAGCCCGGCAGCCCCUACCCAGAAGCCCCCCGGGUGCCCCCGGGUGGGGAGCGAGGGACCCAACCCAAUGGCUGGCAAUAUAGUUCUCCCAGCAGGCCAGGGAGCACCGCUUUCCCCCCCCAAGACGGGGAGAGCAUCGGUCACCGUCGCAGUUUUCCUCCUCGAACCAACCCAGACAAGAUUGCUCAGCGGAAGAGCUCCAUGAACCAGCUACAGCAGUGGGUGAACCUGCGUCGGGGAGCACCGCCACCAGAGGAUCUUAGGAGCCCCUCCAGGUUCUACCCUGUGUCCCGACGAGUCCCCGACUAUUAUGGCUCGUACUCCCCCCAGUACCCAGAUGAUUUCCAGUACUACCCCCCAGGGGUGCGCCCAGACAGUAUCUGCUCCAUGCCAGCCUAUGAUCGGAUCAGCCCGCCCUGGGCCUUGGAGGAGAAGCGCCACUCCUUCCGAAAUGGGGGCAGCACCGCCUACCAGCUCCGCGAGUGGAAGGAGCCCCCUGGCUACGGGCGUCAGGACGGGGUCUGGAUCCCCAGCCCUGCCCGGCAGCCCGUCUAUUACGAUGAACUGGACGCCGCCUCGGCCUCCCUCCGCCGCCUCUCCCUGCAGCCGCGUUCCCACUCUGUGCCACGGUCCCCUAGCCAAGGGUCUUACGGCCGGGCUCGCGUCUACUCCCCGGCCCGGUCCCCGAGUGCCCGCUUUGAGCGCCUGCCACCACGGAGUGAGGACAUCUAUGCCGACCCCGCCGCCUACGUGAUGAGGAGAUCUGUCAGCUCCCCCAAGUAUGAUUACUUGGGUGACCGGAGGCCUGUCCCUGCAGGAAUAUUCCCUUACAACUAUCCACCAUCUCCCACAGUCCAUGACAAAAUGGACGAACUUUUAGAUCUUCACUUGCAAAGAAACCUAGAGUAUUUGGAUCAGCAGAUGAAUGAGAGUGAGACUCUCAUCAGUAUGGUGAACCGAAUGGUGGAAAAUUCUUCCCCCAGGGCCCAGCUAUUCAUGCAAGUUCCUUCUUACUCAGAGGUGUUUCGGGAUGGCCUCCAUACCUACAAGUUAAACGAGCAAGAUACCGAUAAGCUCCUGGGUAAACUAUGUGAGCAGAACAAGGUGGUGAGGGAACAGGACCGGCUUGUGCAGCAGCUCCGGGCAGAGAAGGAGAGCCUAGAGAGUGCUCUGAUGGGCACCCACCAGGAGAUGGAAAUGUUUGGGAGUCAGCCUGCCUAUCCUGAGAAGCUACUGCAUAAAAAGGAAUCCUUGCAGAACCAGCUGAUCAACAUUCGGGUCGAGUUGUCCCAGGCCACUACGGCUUUGACUAACAGCACGAUAGAGUAUGAAACUCUAGAGGGGGAGGUCUCUGCCCUGCAUGAUGAUCUUUGGGAGCAGCUCAACUUGGACAACCAGAAUGAUGUCCUUAACCGGCAAAUCCAGAAGGAGAUCUGGAGGAUCCAGGAUGUGAUGGAGGGCCUUCGGAAGAAUAACUCAUCUCGGGGCACAGAUACUGCCAAGCACCGAGGAGGGCUCGGCCCUUCAGCCACCUUCAGUUCCAAUAGCCCUGCAAGCCCCCUCAGCUCAGCCAGCCUCACCAGCCCCCUGAGCCCAUUCUCCAUGGUUUCUGGCUCCCAGGGGUCUCCCACUAAGCCUGGGCCUCAUGAGGAACCUGGCCCUCCUCGGCCUCCCCUCCCCAAAGCGUAUGUCCCCCUGGAGUCUCCUCCAACAGUCCCUCCGCUCCCUAGUGAAAGCCGCUUCUGGCCGCACCCCAACUCUCCCUCAUGGCAACGAAGUGGCGAGACAGCCAGGGGCCAGCCAAAGGGAAGUUAUGAGCAGAGCAAGAAGGACCCUCACCAGACGUCUCCCCUGGAGGCUUCCAGAGACAUCAGUCUCAUGUCCACCAGACAAGAACUGGAGGCUGAUAAGCAGGCAGCUCUCAAUAAAGUUGGCAUCGUGCCCCCUCGGACAAAGUCCCCCACUGAUGAGGAGGUAGCACCGUCGACGGUGGUGAGGAGGAGUGCCAGUGGGCUUUCUAACGGGUCCCUCUCCCGGCAGGAGCGUCCCAAGAGUGCAGUGUUUCCCAACGAGGUGAAGGCCAAGAUGAGUGUGGAGGAGCAGAUCGACCGCAUGAGGCGGCAUCAGAGCACCUCCAUGAAGGAGAAGCGUCGGAGCCUACAACUCCCAGCUGGCCCAUCCCCUGACCCCACUGCCCGACCCUCCUACAAAGUGGUGCGCCGUCACCGCAGUAUCCACGAGGUAGAUAUCUCCAACUUGGAGGCGGCACUUCGGGCGGAGGAGCCCGGCGGGCAGACCUACGAGACUCCCCAGGAAGAGAUUGCCCGACUUCGAAAGAUGGAGCUGGAGCCCCAGCACUACGACGUGGACAUCACCAAGGAGCUCUCCACACCCGACAAAGUCUUCAUCCCUGAGCGGUACAUUGAGCUGGAGCCAGAAACGCCCCUGAGUCCAGAAGAGUUGAAAGAGAAGCAGAAAAAAGUGGAAAGGAUCAAAACUCUCAUUGCCAAAUCCAGUAUGCAGAACGUGGUGCCCGUGGGCGAGGGCGACUCGGUGGACGUGCCACAGGACCCCGAGAGCCAGCUUCAGGAGCAGGAGAAGAGGAUUGAAAUCUCCUGCACCCUGGCGACUGAGGCUUCCCGAAGGGGCCGCAUGCUGUCUGCUCAAUGUGCCACCCCAAGCCCUCCCACCUCCCCUGCUUCCCCGACUCCACCAGCCAACCCCCUCUCGUCUGAUCCCCCGCGGGGAACCGACAGCAGCCAUUCUAUGCGGGUCUGAGCUGUGACUGCAAGCCCUGGCUGAGGUCAAUGCUGUGAAGUUCCACAGAGCCACCUUCUGAAGUCGUCCUCCGCCAUACUAUCUCACCUCCACCAUGCUCCCCACCCACAGGACUGCCGUGGGGAGCCUGGCCUGGGGUGGUUUUGGCUGCUGAGAGGAGCACAGAUACCUCAAGAAUACAUGCAUCCUCAUGGCCUCUUGGAUCAUGGCCCCAUUCUGGAGAGAUGGUCCUGUUGCUCUGCUCCGUGAGGGUCACCGGACCAGGGCUAAGGACUGGCAUGGGGUGCAGCACGCCACCUGGCACUGAAUGAAAAGGAACUCCUACAGCUGGUGCAAGUGUACAUCAGAACCCGCUGUGGAGGGGAGCACAUGGGCCAGGAGGUGGAAGAAUGGACCUAUUCCUUCCCCAACCCCAGAAAAGUCCUGCUUAGCCUAUAACCUUGACACCAAGGGAAGAAUCCCCAGUCUCCCUUUACUAUUCUCCCCAACUAGCUCUCAAUUUAAACCCUCAGCUUUAACCAAUCUCGGCUCACGGACGCCCUCUGGGGACAGAAGAGGGACUGGUCAUCCUGACUGUGCCAAAGACAAGUAUAAUGGGUCAAGAGAAGAAUGCAAGGAUGUGAAUGUCAGUCACAGGGCUCAGUGGUGGUGGUACAGGUGGUGGGGUUAGUGGUUAGGGAACCAGCGGGUCUGUGUAGUGUCUAAGAACAAGUCAAAGAGGGUGAAGCGAUGGGGAAGCAGAGGAAAGUGAUUGGGGAGCCUUCUCCCACAUUGAUUUGCAAGUUGGGGGGUGGGGAGGGAGAAAGAACUGAAAAAGAAGCUCAAAAUUUGUUUUCUCUGAGUGAAGUCACCAUUCAGUAAUGGAAACAAUACUGGCGUUUCUGAGAACUUUAUCACUCCCAAAAGCCCUCUUCCUGGGCACCCCUUGCCCCCAAGCUAGCCUGAGGAAGACCUGCUUGGGCAGGUGCUGCUUCAGUCUCAUACCUUUUAUUCAAAUUGGGAGGUCAUUGAUGAGAACCUGGGAAGAGGCUCUGGAUAGAUGGAUGUCCCAAGUGUAGGGAUGGCAGCUGGCAAAGGUGAAAUGGGGAAAACUUUACUUAGCCAGUUUAGUGACAGUUCCCUGGUCCCAAUCCCUUAGUUUCCUGCAGACAGAUGCCAGAAUCCAAAAGCCCAAUCCAUCACUUAAUCCAUACUCUCAUUCUUGCAGAAAAUUCCCAAUCAGCGCCAGGUUUCAGACACCACGGAAUUCUAAUAUGUUGACUUUUCUGGCACUUCCAAUACAGAGGAGGAGGAUAUAUAGAGAUGAGCAGGUCAUCUUAUCCUUUCCUAUUCAAUAAUAUAAGAUAGAUGCAGCUAGAAAAGAGUAAGUCUGGUCUCUGGAUGCCAUCUUUUUGCCAUAAUUACUAGCCUUAGGGUCACUGAUAUAGAGCACUCCCAUAUACCCCAAUAACCUAGUUCAAACCUAAGGAGAGCUGCAAACAGCAACUUUUUAGCAUCCUCUUGCCCUUGUCCAACUCCUUUCCCUUCUUACUGGCUAGAAUAGUUGCUAUGCCCAUAUAAAUUUCCUAAAUAAGUCACUGCCUCCUAAAGGACUCUCCUAUACACAUACACCUCAUUGCUCAAAGAUGACAGCUAGUAUCAAUUUUCUUCAUGUAUUUUGAUCUCACCUCUGCAUACUGUUCUAAGCCUAAUUGAAACAUACCUGGUUUGUCCUUCCUGUUUGGGAAUGAGGGUGCAUGUGGAGAAAGAAGGGUAUCCGGUGAUCUUUCUCUUUAGAAUCUUGCUCCUCUUGCCCCAUUUAACUCUCUGUGAAGAAACCCCUCUCCCCCCACUUUGAAUGGAUUUCUGGGGACUGUCAAUCCUUCCUGGAGUUUAUCUCUGUCUCCUCUCCCCCACUCCCUUUUUUAAAAAAGUAAUUUUCAAAAGAAAUACAUGUAAAAUACUAGGAAAUAACGUCUGCGCCUCUCCCAUCUCUUUCUCACCUAUUAUUUCAUAAAGCUGGCUCUUUAUGUUUCUCUACAUGCCUUAAUAUAUGUUUUAUGGAAAGUAUACAUAUUAUAAAUAAUAUAUAUUUGUUUGGAUGUCUUAUCCAUUUCUGGAGCCUCUGACCUUAACUAUUUUUCUCUUUCCCUUAUCUUCUAUACUGUUUCAGGUCAUGGCCCCCAAGUGGACCUCUCCACUCCAUCUUCUAGUCCCCCUUUUAUUCAAAAGUAGAGGGGAAAGGACUUUUAAGAUAGAUCUAUUUUCUGCUUUUGUUAAAGGCAAAUCUAUUUUCAAAUUGUAGAAUGUCCAAGUUGAUGUAGUUGCCAGUUCAUGGGGUGAUUAGGAAUAGAAGUCUCAGUACCACCACCACCACCCCUUCCACAGAAAUAAAGCUCUUCCUGUUUAUGGAUUGCUGAAUAUUUCCCAGUCCAGAAAAAGCAAGAACCUCAUUUAAAAAGAUGUUAAAGAAAUCUCUGGGAGAUUUUUCUCUUGAAGGUCUUCAGAGAACUUGAUAUUUUGGUUAAUUUCUUGAGUGCAGAUGAAUUUGUAAGUCUCAGCCGAUUCUCAUCCAGCCUGGAAAUUCAGACUUGGGUCAGCGAAAGCUAAAAAGAACCAGGAAAGAAAAUCUACUGCUGCACCAUGAUAUGUCUUCCAAAGCCAAACAAAAAUGAUUUGGGGAUUUCUGAUGCUAACUGCUCUCCCUGUAGCAUGGAGAAUUGAAAACAUUUUGGAUCUUCUGUUUUGGUUUGAUCCAAUCCUUCUCCCAUUCCCAUGUAUCUGUAAAGCAUCUCCAACUGUGUUCCUUCCCUCUCCUGGGGGACUGUCCCUUAGACAACUCUUGGGAUCAGUACCCUCAGCCUGGCAUCCAGGCUGCCAAACAAGGUCGUGUGCCAAGAAAGAUUCCAACAGAUGAUGUAGCCAUUCAGCCUUGCCAAGAGAACUCAGACCCAACCCAUCCACUGAUUUUCUCUACUGAAAUAAGGCAAAGCAACAGUCCUAGUUGCUUUCUUACCAUGAGAUAAGCAGACAAGGAACAAUUUUGUGGGGCGGGCAUGGACAAUCAGGAGGUCUCUGUAAUCUUGUGUCAAGCCUCUGUACCCAUAGGAUGGAAUGGCUCAUGAUUCUCAGUAGGAGUUUAGAACUUGACUUUGCACCUCAAGAGAUGCUUUGGUGCUUGCUGCUUUACUUAACCAGCCCAGCAUGAACUUUAUCUCCUAGCAAAUGAGAUGGGAGACUUGGUUCCCAACUUGCCUCCACCCACUCCCAUCUCAGAGAUAUGAUCUGGAGGAAAUCUCAAUGAUGUUAUCCAUGCAGGGAAAAUAGCGUAGGAUUGCCCCAGUCAAUAAUUGCCUCCAUCCAUGUCAUGUCUGGGACUGACCCGUUGCAAAGGUCACUCUAUAUUCCCAUUAUAAUGGACUCUCCUUGCCCAGGGGUUAAGUAGAAUCCUGCUCUUUAUGAGAGAAGGGGCUGGGGGAGGGAGGAGGGAAUGACAAUUGGUUGAGAUGGAAUCGAUUCCCUUGUCUUUCUGUAACACCUUCCACCUGGUCACUCUUGUAACCAAGAAAACUCCACAGGAGAGAACUAUACUUAUGCACAUUCUGGGGACAAUUUAAUCUUGCUAGAUUUAGACAAUAAACCUAACAAGGAAACCUGU